This is a messenger RNA of Strongylocentrotus purpuratus (purple sea urchin), 4948 nucleotides long. RefSeq names its product protein artichoke-like. The record is from RefSeq and is a predicted model, not a curated record. NCBI's taxonomy places the organism in Eukaryota, Metazoa, Echinodermata, Echinoidea, Camarodonta, Strongylocentrotidae. The transcript has a single exon. Gene Ontology annotation, molecular function: protein binding. The coding region runs from base 1643 to 4948 and encodes 1101 amino acids. Gene Ontology annotation, cellular component: extracellular matrix.
CCACAAUAAAUCAGAUGUAUCUACCUAUUAUUGAUUAGUCUUCCAGACAAAGCAGUCAUCAAAAUAAAAAAAGUCACAGUUGUGCAUACCCCACCCCAAGACCCCGCUAUCCCACCUAGCUUGCACGUGUGCACCACGCACCCAUGCAACUUCCUCUCUCUUUUUCGCUGUCAAUCGAUACAGGUAAGUCACUAACGCAAAAUUUGGAGUUUUUGACUCCUAGCAGCGUUUUGGGUGCCUUUCUUUCUGUAAUUUCCAUUUCCAUUUUUUUUUAUACAAUUUGGUAUGGGACUUUUUAACCCUCAGUCACUUUAGUUUAGCAGUUUUAGUGUUCACUUUUGCCAAGCAUAUUUCCUUUUUUGAGUUCAGUUUUUUUGUGUCCCGGGUUUUUCACAGUAAAACAUUUUCCUGUAAUUUGACUGGGUCGGGGCCGACAGGCCAGUGGUAGAGUCAAGUUUUCAUGAAAAUCUGAUUUUUUUAGGACACUCAGUCUGUUUUUUAUGUCAAGAGGUAUUGAUCUUGUUAUCGAAUCAAUUUUAACAAUAACAUGCCUGGACGAUAUACCUUUGUAUACCAUUGAGCUCACAGUUGAUGAAAUCGUUUCUAAAAACUUAUGAUAUUCUCCAUGGGUGCAAUGUUUCUUUCUUUCUUAUUAUUCUUUCUUUUUAUUUCUUUCUCAUUCUUUUUUGUGCAACGGAUAACUCAAGAUCAAUACAGUCAAUUUCUUUCAAUUUUGGUGCAGUCAUGGGUCAUCAUUCUCAUUAGACGUAACAGGAAAAUUUUCAAAUUCAUCAAGUACUGAUGACCUCAUCCAUGGGUCAUUUUUUUUUCUUUUCUUUUUUUGGACAUUCCAGUUAUUGUCCGUGCUCUGAAACUUGGUAUCUUGUUAUAAUCUACAAGCAUAUAGAUUUUCGUUAUGCUGCCUCCAGUGUUCCAGAAAAUAUAGUACACACACAAAAUCAAUGGAUAUGUUUGAAAGUAUCUUAUUAUCCUUUAAUGAAUCCCUCAGGUACUAAUACAAAGAUCUGAUUGAAAGCUAAUUAUCUUGAGAUGCCAUUUUGAAACAUGGAUUGAAGGCCAAUUAGCAUUCAUGCCCUCUAGUAUUUCCAUUUCAUUAUGUAUCAAACAGGAAAUGACUAUAUUCUAUAACUAUUGAGUCUUUACGUCACAAAAUGAGGAAUCAAAGCAUCGUGCAUGAUGUUGGGUAAUAUUUCUUUUUACAGCAGCAGUCAGAUCAAGCGUUUUUCCCGCUUCAAUUAACUUAGAAUUGCUUCCGAACAAGAGAAUGGUAGGAAGAGGAAAGGAAAACUUUGUCUGGGCAUGAUCAGCAGUAUACAUCCAAACAUAAGACAUUUAGAUCAUUCAAUGAUCUGCUUCUGCAUUUGCAUGCAGUUUGUAGAACAUUCUCCCUCAGCUACUCUGCUCUUGCUAUACAUUGUUUGUUUUCUACCUUGAAGACUUUAAGUUCGCAUACAACCAGCCACUCUUCAAAUCUUGAAGGAAGGAAUCAUGGACUGCUCUUGUCAUAGGUGUCUUUUGUCAGGCUUUUAAAUGCUUGCACUCUAAAAGUUCCCAGAUUGACUUCUAUGGAUUGGACAUUCUACUUCAAUCUGCUUUCGCUCCUGUCCAUUAAACCGGCAAGAUGAAUCUUCAUAUCUUCUUGUUUGUGCUUGCCUUCAUUGGGAGAACAGUCCAAGGAAAAUGUCCUGUUGGUUGUGACUGUGACACGGUUAACGGUUUGGUCAAUGUGGACUGCGCUUGGUGUGGUCUUAACAAUGUUCCAGAGGACAUUCCAUGCGAUGCUGGUGAAGUUGACCUGCAUACUAACUAUAUCACUAGACUAAAUAAAAAGUCGUUCUCCUGCCAAGCCCAGUUGAGUAAACUUUUCCUAUCACAAAAUAAAUUGAAAUACAUUGAGAAAAAUGUUUUUGAACGCUUGAUGAAACUAACAUACAUCGAAUUUGAAUCAAAUGAACUUGUGAGCAUUCCAUAUCUUGGCUCAUUACCUCGCCUUAUUGAUGUAUCUAUCUUUAAAAAUUUCUUUGUAGAGUGGCCACAGUUGUUUCUUUCUAGUAUGCCAGAAAGACAGCCUUUCAAGAUGAGUUUGGCAUACAACAAACUAUCUGAUGCACCAAAAGUUCCCUUCAAAAUAUGGAACCUUAAUCUUGAAGGAAACACUGUUACUGAUCUGUCCAAUGCAGUGUUUACACAUCCUGAAGUGAUUUUAGAGCUGAAUAUUGAUAAAAAUAAUGUAGAGUACCUGGAGAAGUUGCAGAAGAUGGACAAUCUUACGAUACUUUCCCUGGAAUACAAUGGAAUUCGAAGCAUUGCUGACACAACAUUUGCCUACCUUCCUUCACUUAAAAGAAUUAACCUGGCAAGAAAUAAAAUUGUUGAUGUCUCACCCUUCAGAAACAUGUCAUACAUUACAGAUAUAAUACUGGCAAAAAACAGUAUAAGACAUAUCCGUCACCCUGCUUUUACUAACAUUCCAAACAUAGCUGUCAUCUAUCUUAACGAUAAUGAAAUUGUUUGUUAUAUGCCUCACUCGGACUUCAGUGUACCAUCGAGCCUUCUUCUUGGCCGCAACAAAAUAUCAGUUAUGGACAUGAAUCCUGCAGGGAACUAUUCAAACGUAGUAAUUCUAUAUAUCGACAACAACCAUCUUGGUAACUUUUCCAUUCAUCCGUUCCCUGGUUUAUCUAGUCUUUAUGCUUCAAACAAUUUCAUUAAAGAUGUGAUAUCUCUCAAGUAUGAACAUCGUUUUCUAAGAUACAUCAACUUGUGCUAUAACCAAAUCGGGAGUGUGAAAAACUUUGAAAACCUACCUGCCCUAAAGUGGCUGUUUCUCUGUCAUAACUCCAUCAAAACCUUGGAUGAUAACAGCCUCAUCGACUCGUUUAGUCUUCUUACCCUUGACCUAAGCUACAAUAAGUUGUCAGAACUCCUAAACUUCACAGCUUUGCCUGCUCUGAGACGUCUUGAUUUAUCAGGCAACAUCCUUCAUGUGAUAGGAAAUGCAACCUUUGACCACCUACCAAGGCUUGUUACUCUCAACCUUAGCCAAAAUCAAAUCUCAAAACUUGGUUUUUUCAGUUCGAUGCCAUCACUUGAAACUCUAUCUUUAAGUCACAACCAGCUGAGGACCAUCCACCCCCAUGACUUCUCUAAUCUAAAUAAUCUUAGAGUUUUGCAGUUAGCUUCCAAUUUUAUUGUAGAGUUUGAAAACAUCAACUUGCCUUCUCUUCAAAGACUUGACAUCGGUUUUAAUUUCUUAACUCGUAUGAAUUUUAAUCAUGUAUUGGAUCACAGAAUUCUAUAUAUCAAUGUUGAGAGUAACAGAAUAGCUGAGGUUAUAUCCACUCAUGCUCCACUUGUAAGUAUCAUUGUAAACAACAAUCGGAUUGGAUCAUUAAAUUCAAGUUUGUUAUCUGGGUAUAAUGUUUUUGCAUCCAGCAAUAACCUGACCGAUUUCAACCAGGUUCGUAUUACACCCGGUUUGAUGGGACUUUACCUCUAUAAAAACCACCUCUCGUGCAUACCUGAUUACACUUUCUCCCUAGCAUCCUCUCUCAUAUUUCUUGAAUUGGCUGACAAUAUGAUAGUCAAAGUAACAAAUUUAUCCUUUGUUGGCCUUCAGCUUGUUAGAACUCUGAAUCUGGAAAGAAAUCAAAUAGUCCACCUUCCUUCUGGGGUGUUUUCAUAUAUUGGGGAUCUGAAAACUCUUGAACUGAGUGGAAAUCCUUUGACAUAUAAGUCAAGUCGGCCAUUUAUGGGAAUACAGGGUCUUGAAUAUCUUAAACUUGCUAAUAUGCCAUUUUCAAAUUUGUCCCUUCAUGUGUUGGAGGACAUUCAACUUGUAUAUUCACUAAACAUUGACAAAAACAUGGCUUUAAGACAAUUUUUCAUCAACAAAGCAAGUGUCUUACCUUUCACAAAUUUCCCAAACCUACGGCGUAUUUCCCUGUCGUCCAAUGAACUUAGAAACCAGUGUCCAUUAUUACAUAUUAAAUAUUUACAAGUGAUAGAUUUAUCCAAUAAUCUGUUUAGUUCUAUUCCUACAUAUUGCUUGCCAAACUAUGCAGACUCUCUGAACUUGUCUCGCAAUAGAAUCAGGAGUGUCAAUAAAGAUUCUUUUGGAGAACUUCAACAUCUCUGGGUACUGGAUCUGAGUUACAACAGAAUUGUGUCUUUCAAAUUCCGUGCCCUGGAACAUCAGAAGAACUUGGCAACUUUACAUCUUGCAGGCAAUCUACUGACAACACUUGAUAUUAGUUUCUUGUCCUUCUCUUUGAAGUCAAUAGUAAUGGAUUUACAAGAUAAUCCUUGGUUAUGUGAUUGUGACCUGAUCAUGGCUGUCCGUAUGCUGGAGUCCUGGAUAGAUGAUCCUGUUGUUUGCAGUCAACCUGCUGGUUAUUCCAAUUCUAGUUUAGCUGAACUGGCCAUGUCCAACAACUUCACAUGUCUGCCUCAACUGUGUUCUCAGCCACUGCAGACACUGUUGACAUUCAUUGGUGAUCAGUCCGUCGAGAUACCUUGCCCAAUCAUCACCUCAAAUCUGUCAGUCAUCAUUCACUGGUCAUUUACCUCUCAUAGGCAACAACUGCCCUCUAUUGGUAGUGAACUACUAGACAGUGUUUCUGUCCUUCCUCACAAUGCCCUCUUUAUUGAACAUGUCAGCCUGAACCUGACAGGGACCUAUACCUGUUGGAGUGAGAAUGGGGCUGGGCGGACAAAAUUCAUGGUGAACUUGCUUGUAGAGGAACGAUCAGGGACGGUUCAGAAACUUAUGGAGGAUAAUACGUCUACAGUGUUGGCCAAGAAUUGGAAGGAAACGCUCUCCUGUGGUAACUCUGGACGCCGUAAUAAUGACAGAUCAAUCACAACAAUGAUAUCGUCUUUAUUAGUAGCCCUCUGGCAGCUGAGGAAAUGGAAGAAAAAUAUUUAA